Eimeria necatrix is the source of this 540-nucleotide messenger RNA. RefSeq lists its product as hypothetical. The transcript has 3 exons. The coding region runs from base 1 to 540 and encodes 179 amino acids. The record is from RefSeq and is a predicted model, not a curated record. Lineage: Eukaryota; Apicomplexa; Conoidasida; Eucoccidiorida; Eimeriidae.
AUGUACAGACACUGCACUGCUCGCCUCAAGGCAGCCGCCGCAGCUGCUGCGCAAGCCGCAUUUUUCUUCUUCUCCAUUUCCCUUUCAAUUUGUUGGCUUUCGGGCUGGCCUUUGCUGGGCCUCCUGGGGGGCCCCCUGGGGGGCCCCCUGGGGGCCCCCCAGGUGCAGCAGUCGCUCGAGGGCGCAGGGGAAAGGGUCUACGCUUUGAGCCCCGCUGUGAAGGAAGCCAUGGAGAAGGCGGGAGUUGUUCAUUCUGCUUGUUUUGAAAAAGAAAGAAAAGACGAAAAUGAAUUUUUAAUUUGCAUCGGAAGAGCCAACUGCGCCCACGCGAAGACGCGCAACAACGCGCAGCUGCUGCCUGCGCCGGAGGCCCUGGAGUCUCCUGAGGGGAAGAGAAAAGCCAUGGAAGUGACCCACGCAGUGCUGACUCACGUGGCGAGGGAACUGCAGACGAGCGACUUGAAAGCCUUGAUGGGCAAAGUGAGCGCCUUGGGCUUGGCCUGCGACGGGCUGCAGCUUUCGCCGCAGCAGCAAAGUUGA